Molecule: messenger RNA, 1048 nt
Organism: Hyphopichia burtonii NRRL Y-1933
Lineage: Eukaryota; Fungi; Ascomycota; Pichiomycetes; Serinales; Debaryomycetaceae
Exons: 1
Coding region: 22-999 (325 amino acids)
Source: RefSeq, a predicted model, not a curated record
GUAGCUUUAUUAAAACCCAGAAUGUCUACUUCAUCCAAAAAUCGUAUUUUUCAAGUUGUUAUUAGCAUAGCCGUGCUUAUUCUUGCUGCUAUUCUUAUUAAAGAUAAGUCAACCCUUUCUGGAAUUGUAAGCGAUGUGAAUGAUCUUCUUUCAGGGAACUCGACUGAAUCAGCAGGGGAGUUGAUUGGAGAGUUAGUUGGAGAUUUACUUAAUCAGACUGAGAUUGGCGAAUUAGAAUCGAAACUUGGCCUGGGUUCCAAGCAAAGCACUGGGUUAAAUUUGGAUACUGUUGUUAAGCCCAUUGCAGUUUCCUUAGCUAGCGGCUCAUUUACUACCUCUGGUAAUCUGAUUCUUUCUUUGGUGUAUAAAUUCAUCAAGAAUAGGGCCACUAAGCCAACGCUUGCAAGCGUUAGGAGUGGUUCCGGAGCCUUGAGAAGUUUGGGUAUUUCUAAAUCCCAAGAAGGGUACCUCGGGUCGUUGGUGAGUUCUGAGUUUAGUGGAGUUAUUCUCUGGUUUGUUUCGUUUAUUUAUCAAGUUACCGAAUCUGGUUCAAUGAACUGUGAUAGCUUAGAGGAUUUGCUUGUUCAUUAUAAUUUGACUGGAAAUGGUGUGAACGAGCAAAUUUUGAAUAACUUUUAUGGAAUUGGAACCAUUGCUAAUUCAACAUUGAGCAGGAGCUCCUUCAAUUCAACUACCCUUCAGAAACAACUGGAGCUAGCCAUGAAGUUGUCUGGUAAUUGCAAAACCAAGAAAGCUUCCAUUGGGUUGGCGUCGCUUGGUUUGGUAACUUAUUUGUUGUCGUCUUCGAUGCUAGGAGUUUCUGGUUAUAAGUUGUACUCUGCAUAUAAAGGUUUGAAACAAGGUGAUAAUGAUUCCUCAGAUGGAGACGAAGCAAAUACUCUGGUAUUGGUAGAAUUUAACGAUGCUUUCUUAUUUCCAAGUAUUCACCAACAAAAAGCAGAUGAGGGAUCCGAAGAUGGGAACAAGGAAUCUGUUUAAAUUAGCGAUUCAUUUAUAUUACCAGUUUCUAUAGAGAAGCUAUGUAAAG